This is a messenger RNA of Monoraphidium neglectum, 762 nucleotides long. Its product is annotated as tRNA (guanine-N2-)-methyltransferase. The record is from RefSeq and is a predicted model, not a curated record. Gene Ontology annotation, cellular component: nucleus. Gene Ontology annotation, molecular function: RNA binding. The coding region runs from base 1 to 762 and encodes 253 amino acids. NCBI's taxonomy places the organism in Eukaryota, Viridiplantae, Chlorophyta, Chlorophyceae, Sphaeropleales, Selenastraceae. The transcript is spliced from 2 exons. Gene Ontology annotation, biological process: tRNA N2-guanine methylation.
AUGCUCAUAGGCGCCGCCGUCAAGGAGGGCGCGGCGCGCGGCGCGGUGCUGCGGCCGCUGUUCUCAUACUACAGCUUCCACGGCCCCGUCUUCCGUGUGAUGCUGGAGGUCCGCCGCGGCAAGGCGUGGCCCUCAGAGCACUACAGCUUCGUCGGCCACUGCCACGUGCACGGCGACACGCGCCGCGUCGGCUGGCGCGGCCUCGGGGACGCCGUGUGCACCUGCUGCCGCGGCGCCCACGGCAGCGCAGGCGGCGGCGGCGGCGGCCGCUCGACACCGCUCGCGGUCAGCGGGCCGAUGUGGACGGGGCCGCUGCACGACCGAGGGUUUGUCGAAGCGAUGGCGUCCGAGGCGGAGCGGCUGGGGUGGUCUGGGCACGCCGUGCCGUUGGACAGCGUGCACCGAGAAAAGUCGUCCAAAAACAACAACCAGCGGCCGCUGGAGGACCUGCUGCAGCUGUUCUGGGACGAAGCCGACCCGAAGCUGCCGCCCUGGUACGUCCCGAUCGACGAGAUCGCGAAGCGCCUAGAUCGCAGCCCCUCGAAGGAUGAGCUCAUCCACGCGCUGCGGGCGGAGGGGUAUGCCGCCUCCGGGUGCCACGUGGACCGUAAGGCGCUGCGGACAGAUGCGAGCAUGGGCCAGGUGGCUGAGGUGGCGCGGGGCAUCGGUUACACGCCGCGCGACUGCUGCGGCGGCGGCGGCAGCGGAGGCAGCGGCGGCGGCGGCGCGGGUGCGGUGGGCGAGGCGGCGGCGAGGGGUUGA